GUUUUUCCAACCCGGAGCAAGAGUUGCCGUGCUGAUUCCGCCUCAAGACGCAUGUGCAUUUCCAUUCUCACUCCUAUCCUCGUUCCCACACUCUCCCAAGCUCCCAAGGCCGCACAAAGCAAGCAGCGUGGCGGCACAGACUCUCUCUGUCUCGGUUUCGAGGCAUGACGUCGUCCCCCAGCCGCCCCGGAUCGCCCAUUCCGGCCUCACCACCGGCUACCCCCUGGGCGGCAGGUAUCCGGUCCUCGUCCCCUCUCCGGCCAUGGCCGGCCACCAAACUACGGCCAUGGCCGCUACUUCACUCGCUAUCGCUACCACUCCUCCCCUCAUCGCCCUCCACUCCCACCACCACCAUGCCCACGGCCCUCACGCUGCGCCGAGGCGCCUACACCGGCCCGACCGGCCGCUCCGCGGCGCUCAACAAUGCGCUCUCCGUCCCAGCGCUCCUCCUCAUCCUCGCCUCCCUCCCCGCCAACGUCCUGCGGUACCUCUUCACCCGUCCGCGCGGCUUCACGCUGAAGACGUUCAUCAUCUUCCGUGUGCUGCGCUACCUCUCGCUGCUCGUGCCCGUCCUCCCGCCGCCCGAGACACGGGCCGCGCGCUGGGCGGUGCCGAGCACAGCCGGCCGCCGCCCCGCCCUCAAAGUCGAGGUCGUGACGGCCGCGCCCGCGCUCGCCUCUUGGCGUGUGCACUACGCCGCGGGCCCCGCCAAAGCCAUCGACAUGCCCGGCUUCCUCCUCACGCCGUCGGGCGUCGCGAGCGGCCCCGCACGCCCAGACGAGCGCAUAGUCCUCUACAUCCACGGCGGCGCCUACAUCCGUGGCCACCCGCUGUGGACGGCUUUCCCGCACCGCCUCGCGGCCGAGACCGGCCACCGCGUCUAUUGCGCGCAGUACCGCAAGUCGCUGACGGACGACACGGCGUUCCCCGCGCCGCUGCUCGACGCGCUCGCGGCAUGGGCACACGUCACCGGCAUGGGCUUUUCGGCGGCACAGAUCGUCGUCACCGGCGACUCGGCGGGCGCGCACCUCGCCCUCGCCCUCGUCACCCAGCUGCAUGCGCUUGGCCAGCCGCUGCCUGGCGGCCUCGCCCUCAUCUCCCCUUGGGUCGACUUUACGUGCGGCUUCCCCAGUUGGGAGCGGCACACCCUCGACUACCUCACCAAAGACAAGCUGCGCAAGGCGAUCGCCAGUGCCACGCGGCACUACGCGGACGAGGAGAAGCGCGGCGCAUUCUUCUCCCCCGCCCUCGCGGAGGACGGGCACUGGCGCUUCCUGCGUGACACGCCAGUGUUCGUGACGUACGGCGGCAUCGAAGUGUUUUCGGACGAAGACAAGGCACUUGUCGAAGGCAUGCGCGCCAGCGGCGUGACCGUCAAGGUGUGGAAGGUGAGUGCGGCGUGUGGCGUGUGGCGUGUGGCGAGCGGCGAGCACGCACUCAUGGUCUUGGUGCCCAAGUAUCCGGCUACAUGUAGCCGGCGCAGUAGCUCGGAAAUAGCUGCCGAUGCGGAAAUAGCACUGCUGACAUCACCAGGACGAGCACGGAGUCCACGACACGCCCAUCAUCGACUGCGUGGUGCCGACGAAGACGCAGGCAUUCGCGCAUUACCGCGACGGUGUGCUCGACAUUCUGCACACGGAGGUGGCGGGCCCCAAUGCGGCGGACGCUGAGAAGGAGAAGGGUGACGACCGCAACCAGGUUCCCCUCAGUCCGUACAAGGCUGAGAGCGAGAGCAGCGGCGUGCUGGUCGACGAGGCGGAUGCGGCCUCGGAGCGCGAGGGCGAGGUUGAGGA
Cutaneotrichosporon oleaginosum is the source of this 1793-nucleotide messenger RNA. RefSeq lists its product as uncharacterized. Gene Ontology annotation, molecular function: lipase activity. NCBI's taxonomy places the organism in Eukaryota, Fungi, Basidiomycota, Tremellomycetes, Trichosporonales, Trichosporonaceae. The record is from RefSeq and is a predicted model, not a curated record.